AUGAAGGCAAAUUCUCAUCGCAUCUUUGGGGGAAAUUUCGUCAGCAGCAAUGCGUCAGAGAGGUUUUUUAUCACUGCUAAAGAUGGUUCACGAGCAGUAGCAAUUGAGGAUUCUACGGUGAGAUGGUGCGAUACAUCUGAUCAGGAUUAUAAUUUCAUGCCGUUAUUAUCUAAACUGGGCGGGUUCAAGCAUGCAGUGGUCUCGAAGGACGCGGAAUAUGUGUGUCUGUACAGCGACGUCGAGUUUAGAAUGAUUGAGAUCCCGUGGGGCUACAAAGAUGCUUCCAGCAUGGCUAGAGCGUUCCAAAAGUGCUCCCAUAAGCUGGGCAGAGGUGAGGCAAGAUAUAAACAGAUUCUUUUCCAUCCGCUAGCUUGUCAGCAAAACACUUUAGUUAUUCUGAAAGAUGAUGACUCCGUUACUAUAGCGUACUGGAAAGAUAUUACAGGGACCAAGGAUGUGGUUUUGAAUCUUUCUGGCGGUGCAUACAGUCUCGAUUCGUACGUUAGCGAUAUUGAGAGUAUUACGUUUGGGGUGGACGGUAUCACACUUUAUGCGCUGAGCAUCAGCGAAGGGGCGGAUAUCUAUUCCUUUUAUCCAUGUUUACCUCCAGUGAUUGAUAUUCCAGAAAAUCUCUUGGAUGAGUUGAUGUACAAGUCGUUGAUCCAGUACGAGGAACUGACCGCUGAAACCAAGUCCGAGAUAAAGGAGAAUACAAUAAAGCAGCUACAGUUCGUUUCAAAACUUCGUGGAUCUCAAAGUGGCGUGAAGUCGCGGGAAAUUCAUUCUGAAUUGCGCCAAGUCCGUGCUCAGGGCCCUUUCACUAUGGCGCCGUUCCCAGAUGAAAUAUACGGCUGCAACGGUCGCAUGAUCUGUAGCAUGCCGAUCGAUCAAAAUAAGCAACUACUUAUCAUGGCCUUAGACGAUGGCAAAGUUGCAAUUUUUUUCCAAGACCUCGAACCCACGAUGAACUGGGCAUUUGCGGGAUACAGCUUUAACAACUCUUUAGUCCUUGUUGAAUUGAUAAAGCUAGAAAUCAGAAGCAUCAAGCAAAUUAUGGUUGAGAAGAAAUUACCUGGUCGGUUUUCAGUCCUGGCCGACAAUGGCAUGGUUUCAGUCGACACAACCAGGUGGUCCACUGUCCUGGCGAAAUGUCUUGACGAGUCAGAUCUACGACCACUCGGUGCACUGGACUUCAAGAGUGAAACGACUUUCCUCCAAUACAAUAGCACGCCGCAAUCGGUAGCUUUCUGGUCGUCAAACACAGAACAAUGUAUUGUAACAGUAACGGCAACUAAUAUAAUGACUAAAGAAAUAAUCAGGAGACACGAAGAAUCGGAAGAAAUCAAAAUGUCCUCGGAAGAGAGCGUCCCUAAGAAAGCUUACGAAGCUCCAUAUUCCCAACACAUCGACGAAAUCAUGCAGCUGAGCCGAAGGUUUCAGAAGGAGUUGGCAAAAUCACCAGGAAAGAUCAUCGACCCACGAGACAGGCAGGUUCCGCUUAAUAAUGAGUCAAAUGAGAAACAACUCGAGCUUCUGACUGAAGUUUCCAAAGAGCUAUUCCAGAAGAUCGCCUUGGGACAAAGUCUGGGCGCGGCACUGCACAACAGACUACUGGAGCAGCAAUCCGACCUGUCCCACCAGCUGAAGAUCAGUGAAGAACUGAUUCACAAGCGAGACGGUAUCCAAGACACUCUUGCGUGGCAAACAACUCGAUUCGGUCAGCUUGAAGCCCGCCAUUCAAAGCUGAGAACCCGCUUGGACAAGCUGAAAGACAACUUGAGUAAGAUUGGGGAAUCAAACAAGUUCAAACAAAUGGCAAUUAGCAAGAAAGAGAUGGACUGGUUCAGGGAAAUCAGGGCUCAGGUACUUAUGUUUAACCAGAACGUUCGCAGCUACCAAAAGCAACACGAACAGCUCGCGUUCCUAAGGAAAGAGCUGGCCCGCAUCAGCACAAUGGGUGCCGAUAACGAGUCGAGAUCUCGUGAAGAAUGGCAAGAACUCCACCGCAUGCUGCAAGAGGACACCAGAAUUUUGCAGAAAUGCAGCCAUGAACUGAAUAUUGCCUCUCGUCAAGUGCCAGCUAAUCCCUAA
Torulaspora globosa is the source of this 2091-nucleotide messenger RNA. It is a transcript of the gene NUP82, whose product is annotated as linker nucleoporin NUP82. Gene Ontology annotation, biological process: ribosomal large subunit export from nucleus; ribosomal small subunit export from nucleus; mRNA export from nucleus. Bases 1 to 2091 code for a protein of 696 amino acids. Gene Ontology annotation, molecular function: structural constituent of nuclear pore. Lineage: Eukaryota; Fungi; Ascomycota; Saccharomycetes; Saccharomycetales; Saccharomycetaceae. Gene Ontology annotation, cellular component: nuclear pore. The record is from RefSeq and is a predicted model, not a curated record. The transcript has a single exon.